AUGGCCAAAUUGGCAGCUUGCGGUCGCGUCGUACAUGGGAAGGUGGAUGCCCUCCUGUUGAAUGUUAAAUUGGCGGGAGGAGUGCUGGAUGCGUGUGGCUCGGCAAGCGAUGCUAUCAAGGUGGUCCUGGAAGCCCACAGCUUAAACGUUUCCACGAACGACUUCAAUCCCCGGUUGACAGCGGAUACCCAUUUGGACGCGACGUCGGAGGAAUUUACAGCGAUGUUUAGCACGGAGGGGCAGCGUCCUGAUUGGAUCGUUACGAGUCCGCCCUAUGGCAACGCAUUCAGCAUCUUGGUCCGGGCGUUGGGGGUAGUAAGAGUGGGCGUGGCGUUUAAGCUCAGGCUGUCGUUCCUGGAGCCCACCAAAACACGGGGGAAGUGGCUGAAAGACAACCCUCCAAGUGCGGUGGUUGUGCUUCCCCGCGCGACGUACUGCGGCCGCGUGUGCUCAUCUACGGAGGCGUGGUUUAUUUGGCACCUUGCAAGCGACGGCGUGGAACGUCCCGGGCAGGCGUUCUUUUUCGAUGCGUGCAGCUGA
Molecule: messenger RNA, 540 nt
Organism: Ectocarpus sp. CCAP 1310/34
Lineage: Eukaryota; Phaeophyceae; Ectocarpales; Ectocarpaceae
Source: the annotation of a GenBank genome assembly